UUCAAAUUUGAGGUACAUGUCCCCAGGACAUUUAUUUCAAGAUAUGUGACAGCACAGCUGUCUAUGGGACGGCAACAUUGGUGCAGUGCAGAAUCCAGUCUGAGAGACUGGAAAAAACUGGCUCUAAGCUUUGAUAAUUAAGACAAUAGUCAAAUAUGAAGGUUGUUCAAUAAAUAAUGAUAAAGGUACAUGCGUGACUCCACGUGGGGGUAAAGAAGCAAUUUAGUUUCUACAGAUGUACUGAUUAAACGCACAUAGAAAUAUGGAGUAUAAAAGAGAAACAAGAUCUGUGUGUGAUCAUUCGACAGAAUGCAGCACACAGCACAUUUGUCUGUAUCAGGCUCAACAUUCACAAAUACAAAGACUUUCGACAAGAUGAAAAUCUACGCAGUCUCAGAGAAUUUCAGAGAGAAAACUGUUAGUCAGCAGAGCAUCAUCUCACCACAGCGCUUUGGUAAGAUCGAUGAAGGCGAACUUCAAGAGGGACCAGAAGAAAAGGGAAGAUGGAGAAUUCUGAAAAACUUCUUCUGUUUUUCAUUUGCCUUCACAUUAAUGCUGCUACCCCAGAAUUCCCUUGAAUCGCUUCAGAGUAGCUUGAACAGCGAGGGGGGCCUUGGUGUAGCUACAAUUGCAACAUGUCAUGCCACUAGUAUCAUCUGCAGUCUGAUUGUAUCUCCCACCGUGCUUGGUUACAUAGGAGAAAAGAGGACAAUGAUGUUGGCUUGGUGCUGUGUGCUGCUGUACUAUCUUGCUAAUUCCUAUGCCGCCUGGUUCACUCUGAUACCAGCUGGCAUGUUAAUGGGGGCAGGCUUUAGUCUAGCAUGGGCUGCAUUUGGGACAUUGUUGACUUCGAUAGCCACUGAUUAUGCCCAUUUUAUGAAACGUGAGAACAUUCAACCAACCAUUGAUUUAUUCUUUGGGGCUUUUCUUGGUAUAUUCAACAGUGGGCGAAUUUGGGGUGAGCUUAUAUCAUCCAAUAUUCUCAUGAACGCAAACCUUGCUCCAAUUGAAGAUGAAGAUGAACUUGCACACAUAAAUGAAACUGGUUUUGUGCAUAAAGAUGUUUGUGGAGCUGAAUUCUGUCCAAAUUCAAAUUUAAAUAACACAAACAUAAUCCGACCAUCUGAACAGAGCAUCUACAUCCUGGUUGGUGCAUUCCUGGGCCUAACGGGGCUUGCGUUUCUCUUGAUCAUCCUGCUUGAUGCACCAAAACUAAAAGCUGAUGAGAAUGCGAAGAUGUCAGACAGACUGGUCCAGUUAUUCAAGCAACACAGAAGUCUAAAGCUGUGCCUACUGACCCCGAUGCUCAUAUUCACUGGAGUCAGGAACUCUCUCAUCCUCGGAGACUUCAAUCAGGCCUAUGUGAGCUGUGAAUUGGGCAUUGGCUAUAUCGGGAUGUCUAUGUUAUGCCUGGCAAUCUGCAACACACUCACAGCACCAUUAUUUGGACUUCUCUCAAAAUGGCUACCAUCAUAUGUACUUGUCACAGUUGCCAUGGUGAUGAAUGCUAUCAGCACGUUAGUUAUGUUGAUGUGGGAACCAUCAACGGACCAAUACUGGUUGUUCUUUGCCUUACCUGGUUUCUAUGGGGUAGCUCACUCUAUUUGCCAAACACAAGAGAAUGUGCUUAUUGCAAGACUUUGUCCAGAGGAUCUCAAGAGCAGCUUCAUCAUCAGAAAUAUGUGGCAGUCAUUUGGAUUCGCAUUCUCCUUUGCUAUCAAUGGAUUCUUGUGUGUUUGGGUAAAAGCAUAUAUCAACCUUGGACUGCUUAUAGUUGUUAUGAUAUGUUAUUUCACUCUGGAGAUUCUUCUCCAUACAGUGUGGUGUGAGGACAAUAAUGCUCAGGACAAUACUGUUGUUGAUUUAAAUAUCCAUGAUAACACUGUUAUAACAAAUGUGGCUCAUGAAAAUGUUGGUUUUACAAACUCUGAAGCCAAAACAAUAUGUGAUAAAGAAAAAAUUACAGAUAUAGAUUUUUCACGGGUGUAAUUUCAUAUGAAAACAUUUGAGUAUGAUGUUUUGAGACAGAAGCCACUUUUGUUUACCUAUGGCAAAGUCAAAACAUCAAAACAUGAUUUGUAACUGAAUGAAAGAUUGAAUGUACUUGUAUGAAUGAAAAAUAUGUGUAUGUCAAGCAUGAUGUUUU
Messenger RNA from Owenia fusiformis, 2146 nucleotides. The record is from the annotation of a GenBank genome assembly. NCBI's taxonomy places the organism in Eukaryota, Metazoa, Annelida, Polychaeta, Sabellida, Oweniidae.